Molecule: messenger RNA, 1374 nt
Organism: Verruconis gallopava
Lineage: Eukaryota; Fungi; Ascomycota; Dothideomycetes; Venturiales; Sympoventuriaceae
Exons: 1
Coding region: 1-1374 (457 amino acids)
Source: RefSeq, a predicted model, not a curated record
AUGGCUAGGACACAACGUUCGAUACAAGCGUUUGCUCGCAUAUCCAAGCCCAGCGGUGAUGCCACUGGUCUGCUGAAGCGUAAACAAACAGCCGACGAAGAGCCUUUCGAAAAGGCUGCAAAGAAAACAAAAUUCGAGCCCGUAAAUCCACUGGGCACGCCAAAAAAGGUUAUCAAGCAAGUUCUCUCCAAUCUCAAGCUCUCGACGUCCUCUCCGUCGGCGUUGAGAAGCUCAAAGAGGAAGCGAGCUGCGAGUCCUGAAAUCGAUUCCCUCCCAACACCUGUUUCCAACAACGAUGUAGACGACGAGAGUGAGAACGAAUUUCCAGAAGAGCUUGAGGACAUCAAGAGCCUACAACGAUCGUUUCUGAAAGCGCUUUCCCUACACUAUGCUCACAACGGCUGUGCAAGCCCAGUGGACAUACGGUUGCUCUCACCCGUCAUCACCAAGACUUGGGGGAAACGAAAAGUUCUGCUAGAAGACAUUCGAACCUGCCUGGGCAUCUUGCAUGGCGAAAGUGGCGUGCUCGGUACUACCUUUACACUCUCAAAUUAUGGCAAUGGCAAGAUCUGUCUAGAGAUGGAGUCGCGUCAGCGUAAGCGUGGUGUUCUAGCCCAAGCGUUCGACGAAGCGGAACUCAACGUAGCCUUUGACAAGCAACUGGAGGGCGCAUGGGAAAUUUGGCCACAAAAGAACGAAGUCGAGAAAUUUAUACACACUCUCCCUCGCGCGCAAAUACUAGAAUGCUCAUCAUACACGAAAUUGAAGCCCUCGCUCGCGAAAGGUCAGCAGAGACUCGAGCAGGUGCUGAAACCGCGGUCGGAAAACGUCAUUCCAGCCUCGGAGCGACCACAGUACCGUCAAUUUCAGGCAUGUGAGAAGCAAGCGACAGUCCAAGUCGAAGUCGAAGACGAAGACGAAAAAGCUUUAGUAGAACGAAAAGAUAAGGAGAACACAACUCCCCCACCACCAACAGCGAACUUUCGCGCUCUGUCUUUACUAGACCGCAUACAAAAGAAACAGGAGCUGCAAGCAGCAAGCCUCGCUACUCGCCCCACCCAAGCAGAGUUGGAUCGAUCGGCGGCUCUGCAGCGAUCAGAAGAAAUGAUUCAAAUACUCGAGUUACUCGCAACGACAAAAGGACCGGGUCUCCGUGCCUCGUUCCCGCUUCCAGCCUUAAUUAGAAGCAUUCAAAGCUCGUUGAAAAGUCCAAUGAGUCCGGAGGAGAUCGAGCGGUGUAUCUCGGUCAUUGGGAGGGAGGUAGCUCCUGGUUAUGUGGAGAAAAAGGAAUUUGGCAGCAUGAAGGGUGUGGUUGUCAACAGAAUGUUCAAGCCAUCCGCUGAGAAAAUCCGCGCUCUGGCAGAGGCCUCGUAG